UCAGUGGCAGGAAGCCGUCUGAGGAAUACUGAAGCGUCAGGAAAAAUCAGUCCGAUAGCUGCAAUCGCUUCUGCUUCUUCUGCCGCUGCGAAUGCGACUUCUGUCGGAAAACAACGCUCCACCGAACAACUAAUUGAAACCGCAAACAAUGAAAAGGAUUCCAAGGAUCCAGCUUGUGAUGCUGCUGAAGUCAGUCCUGAUAAAGGCACCAGCAACAAUACGAAUUCCACUACAAUAACAACAAUGGCUUCAGCUACUCUCGAUGUCGAUGAGGACGAUGACGUCUUCUACGAUGCACGAAGCGAAGAGUCUCUUAGCGUUGGUCCGCGCCGGAGACAAAAAGAUCAAUUUCACUGCACCAGCAGCUCAAUAACCACUCCAUCCUCAUCACCUCACAAUGCAGCAACCAAUCCAACUGCAGCCACUAAUCCCAAAAAGGACCCACCAUCAUCAGACAACAGCAGAGCUGAUGCAGUUCCAGGGCCCAUUACAAGCCCCCGACUCCACAAAUCAACCAAAUCCACCAUCAGCUGUGAUACAUGUUGCCAGCUGGAGGACUCUCCCAUUCCGACUCCACGAAAUCCCUCACCCGUUGGAAGUAGUAGUUAUGUUGCCAGCAACAUAAAUUCUCCUACGUCACGCAAGGCAAGUGUUGAGUAUGCGCUAAGCAGACGAAUUCCACAAAGCCCCAAAUCACCAACCACCCCCACAAAACGGAACAGCGAUGGUGAAAGCUCUCGCAAAAAUUCUGCACACAAUCCACAGGUCAAUGAAACCAUCGACAUUCCAACAACAACAAUUGCCAACACAAACAGUGGAGACUUACUCCAAGUGAGCACACUAACUACGGAGACUACAGCCACCAGCUCCAACAAUGGCUCCCCAACUCACCACGAGACAGCAGCAACAGUCGUCUCUACUGCUACUGCUGCUGCUCUUCCACCAUCAUCACCAACCAUCACCACCACUGCUCCACCAACAACAAAACCAGCAACAGCAGCAUCACCAUCACCAGUUACCAUAUCGGUAACAACAACUUCUGCGGAGGAGGCUGUUGCUGGCAACAAAGCCAACAGUGAGCUCAGUCGUGAUUCGGAUAUCACAGGUGUCGUAGCGUCGCCAUUCAAAGCAAACAGAGAUUUAACACCCGAAGCAGCACUUCGAUCUCCCUGUAGACCAAAACUCUCUCGCCAAGAUUACUCAUGCAUCGAUUCAACAAGUGAGGCAGCCUCAACCGAUGAAAGUCAUUUGACUAAAGAUUCUCGUUGCAGUUCAAACGACCGUACAUCAAUCACCGACAAAAUUGAUAUCUCAAAUCUACCGCUGCCAGCCCUUCCACCAAAAAAACGACGUAGUCGUUCUCGUCCCUCCCUUGCCUCCUCCGCUCACACCCUAUCUUCGUCCAUUACCACACCUGAGGAUAAUAAUGUAAAAGAUACCUCACCACUUUCCGAUCGCACUUCCUAUCAAAAAUACGCUGCAAAACGUCGUGAAAGUCUUGAAGCUUCAACACGAAGCUUUAACGAAAAACUCAAAGCUAGAAAAAUGCAUUUCCAUAGCUUGGGUCAGACUUCUGCAGCGUCUAGUUCCCAAAAACCCACCUAUCUAUUUGGAGAGAAUCGUUCCAGUAAAAAAACCAACAAUGAGAUUUUCCUCAAUAAAUCCGGAUGGGUUCAGGUGAAUUCGAAACGGAUCAACAAUGAAAACUCCCCUGGAAGUCACAAUCGAAGAUCAAACUAUCUGCGAUAUGAUAAUCAUCACAAUGAUGCUGCAAAUCUGAAGAAUACAAUCCGUGUUAUAAAAAUCGAUAAUACGGGACGUGAUAAGUCAUUUUAUGCAGUGCCCAAGGUGUCAGGUAGCAAGAUCGAGGAGUUAAUUUCACGAAAUGAAGCACGACGAAAUACUUCAGCCACCAGGGGCUAUCUUAAGCCAGGCUAUAAGAUUGUGGAUCCUCAGAUUGCUAGCAUUUUGAACGAAAGACCUGGAUUUCUGCCUGUCAAAAGCUACUUUGACUCUGAAUCUCCACCUCCUGUUACCCCUAUUCUUUCCCCACCACCAGCAUUUCAGGACUCCAAAGCCAAGUACGAACGUCCUGACACUGCAAUCCGUCUUCAAAUCACCACUGGCAAUAAUAUAAAGUACGAUCCCAAUAAGGUCGGCAAAGGCGGUAUGGUUUUUAGUCGAAGUUUCGAAUAUGACACUCGUAAGACUCCAAAAGACAACUAUGUUGAAACCUUCUCGAGAAGCUUCGAUUGCAAUCUUUCCGACAAACCACCACCCCAACGUGAUAGAUCACCCAACUUUAGCACUCUCACCGGUUGUUCGCCUAACUAUUUAACGAAAAAAGAGAGCACUCUAAAUAAAAGCCGUGAUAAUUCACCAAAAUACCAGCAAAAUCUUACCACUGCCUAUAUGAAUACGUCUGUGAAAGAAGCGCCACCUGUGUAUAGUCAACCGAGAAAAUUGGAGAAAGCCAAAACACAGUUCGAUCGAAGUGGUCGAUCGAGAAAGGCUCAGUUUUCGUCAAGGGUGCAGAGUGCGAGUGGUAUGGUGGUGCCACCAUCAAUAGCAAACAUGUCGAGGUUUCGCAGUUUCGACACGAACAUAAGUCAACGCCUUAAUUCAUGUGAUAGCGGUGCACGAUCAGAUCUCUCCAAUGACGAGCUGGACAACGAGGAAGAUGAAUCAACGGAAUUUCUCACAACAAAUUACCACAAUAUCUCACCCUAUAAACAACAGCGACAACGUUCACUAACCCCCGAUCGCAACGAUUCGCAUAGUUCGUCGAGUAGUUUGCGCAAACAAAGAUCAAUUACACCGGAAAGUCGCUCAUUGACACCGGAAGAUCGACGAAAAAAGGGUUCACAAGGCUCCUUGAUAGGAUCACGCCAGAAUUCCGGUUCACGCAGCAAUACUUUGGAGAGAAAUAAGAAAUAUGAAGACAAAUCACGCAGUGCAUCACGCAGUUCGUCUAGUUCAAGCUAUAGUGGACGUGAGCAUGAUGGUCAGCAAACAUCGACGCCACAUCGACGAUCCAAUGCUAGGAAUGCAAAGGCUGCCGAAGAUCAUCGUAUACGACGAUCGAGAUCGCUUCAAUUGACAGAACGAUCUCCGAAUCGAUCGCACAAAAUAAUGGUUUGCGUUGGUCAGCCUAUUCCUCCAAAUCAACCCCCAAUCUAUCAUCAGUCAUCCCUGAGAUCCUCCCAGAAUAGUGCAUUUCCACCGGUUAUUCGAACAACUACUAACCCACAGCAGAUCCUUGUCACUAACGCCAACUCCAAUCGCAAUACACGAUCUUCAGAAGUUGACAAGAGUCGAUCGUUUGACUUUGAUUAUGGGACGUACAGCAAUCAGAAUGUGCCUAGUCGCCUGGACUUUGUCGACAAGAGUCGCUCCUUCGAUGAAGAUUAUAGGGAAACAAGCAAUAAUAACGGAAAUGCCAGCAUUAAUAUGCGCUAUCUGCAGACCACUGACGUCCCUGGACUUAGGAAAAUGCGCAAAACCUCCCCGGUGCCAUCGCCUCAGUCCUCAGGAACUGGUUCGAGCACAACCCUUGGGCCACGUCAAACAAGUCCGCAGAACUACGGAACGCGGCUGUGUGAUCAUGAACUGACUUACGACAUGCUCCGAAGAUCACUUGAUCGAUCACCGAUCAUGGACUUUAGCCGGGACUAUGACAUCCCCGCAUCCAUGAAGAACCGUGAAACUAUCAAUGCCGGUGGAAACAGCGAGCUGAACUUUCUGAGCAGCAGUGAGCGGAUAUACGAUCAUCCGACAACCAAGCGUCCCAAUCAGUCACCAAGUGACAGCAACUAUUCACUCGAUCGUCUGCACAAUUCCCGUGACAGCAUAACUCCCGACUCAGCCAAUGAAUUCAAAUCGAUUGUAACCAGUGACGAUCGGCUGCGAUCGGAGUACCUCUACCGACAACAGCAGCAACAACGAUCACACCAGGGAACCAAUCGAGGAAGUUCUUGUACGGCUAAUACCUGCGAUUUUUGGCCACAUUGUGGUGCAAAUUACAAUCAAAUCGUAUCAAAUGCUAAAAUCCAACCACAUCAACAUAAACACCAACAAUUAUUGCAUUCUCAAUCGCUUUCGCAAUCGCAAUCGCAACAUCAUCAAAAUCAACUUCAACAACACCAACAACAACAACAACAACCACAUCCAAUUAAACGUCAAAUGAAAGCAAGUAGUGUUGAAGUGCCAAUUCAACAUCAUAAGCCAUUUUCUGUGAAACGUCAAAUUAAAUCAAGCAGUGUUGAUGUGUCAAAUAAUGUUCGUGUUAGCGCUAGUAACGCCACUCUCAUUAGAUCGGACAGUAGAAGAACUACAGAUUUAAGAACUUUUAAUGGUGAUUCGCGUGGACAUUUGAUAAAUUCUUAUCAACAAAAUGAUGCUCGUAAUCGAGUGAGUUUGAAUAAAAAUAAUAAUUUCUCGAGAACAUCUAUACGGGUCGAGGGGAAUUCGAGGAGUCGUCCGAGUGUCACUCCACUUUCGACAUCAACAAUGUCGAUUUACUUGGGUAACUGUGAAAUGCCUAUAACGAGGGAACGAGAAUAUCAUGGAUCACCGACGGCAAGUGGAACGUCAUCGGGCAGUGGUGGGAGAUAUUUGCAUUCACCGAGUGGUGAAUGGACAUCGUCCGAUGGCACACGGUCGAGGACAUCGAACAACAAUAAUAUAAACAAAAGUAACAAAAACAACAACAAUUGCAACAUUUCAACGAAAUCGAAUUGCACAUCAUCAACAACUAUUCCAAAUGCAAAUAAGUCGUCGUCAACGGAAACGACAACAACAUCAGUAGCAGGAGCACCAGCAGCAGUAGCAGCAGCAACAAUAACUCCAACAACAACAACAAUAGCAGCACGUGAACGUAUCCGCAGUGUAUCGCUACCGAACAUUCUCAAUAUAUCCGAAUCACAAUUUGAAACAACGACAACGAAUGACGGUAUUAGUGUCAUUGGCAUAAGUAGCAGCAAUGAUGUCAAACGAGAUUUAUUUUCUAGUACUUUGCAAAGCCAAAUACGUGCAGUCUCUAGUCCUUCACUCUCUGACCACCCACUGGAUGCCAAUACAAGGAAUAACAACCACAAUGAAUACAAAGCUAGUGGAAAAGAUGCCACCCACAGCCUUACGUCGUCGUCGUUGUCAACAACAACAGCAACAACAACGGCUACUAAUGCAGUCCUUGUGAAUGGCCAUCGUGGAGGAAACACAACAUCAUCUUCAACGACAAAUGGAUCGGCUGGAGUCCUGCAGAAAUUCAAAAGGACAUUUUCCAAUUUCAAUAAACAGUCGAACGGUGGCAGUAAUAGUAGCAGCAACUCAUCAGCUACAGCAUCGGCUUCAGCACCUUCAACGAAUACGGUAACAACACAGAGUCAGCUAUUACAACAGAUUCCAGUUCCAGUAUUAGAGAUGAGCGAUAAUACGGCAAAGUAUCGUUUUGGACCUUUAAUUUGGCGUUCGAGUAAGGAACGUCGAAAGACCAAAUACAAUCGUCGUGAUAAAUGUAACAGUGGGGAUUCUGGAAUCCAAAUUGAAUUGGAGAACGAUGAGACUUUUGCUGGAAUGGAAAUUAAUGGAGCAUCUCUGACUUCGACGCCAAAGUCAAGAAUACGACGUGCUAAUUCAGCCAAGGCGACUAGUUCUCCUACAUCGGCAUUGACGGCCAAGGCCAAGGCGUUGAAGAAAAUUGAAAGCUACGACAGUCGGAUGGUGCCGACUUCGUUGCCCGCCAGGAGGUCAUUGAGUCAGCCAAGUGGAUUGGAUCGAGUCACGCGAACUGAUCUCGAUGAAAGUGACACGGAUAGUGUGUCAUCACAUCCUGACUGUCAUGAAGGUCAACACCGUCCAAUGUACGCCGAAGUGAUGCAUAAUUUUACUCCAGCUGGUCAGCAGGAACUCGCCCUUGUACGUGGUAAUCUAGUCGAAAUUCUUCGCAAAGAAGUCGGCCCCUGGUGGUAUGGUCGAAUAAAAAGUGAUGCAGUUGUUGAGACCCUUUUCGAGCCACAAUUGGGUUGGUUUCCCAAAGAUUUUGUACGACCCAUACAAUUCCCCGAAUCUGAUGGUACAUUCACUUAUCGACAACGUAAACUUACUUCUCCGUCGCUUGAUGAUACUUUAGUUGCGGCCACUUGCAGUAUAAGUCCAAAUAAUGUAACCACAAUUGUUGUGGAUCAUCCGUCGCCCGAUGCCAGUCCAAAGAAAAUUCAAUUAGAAAAUGCCUGCCUGAGAAAUAAUGCCAUCAAGGAACUCCUCGAAACUGAGAUAAAUUAUGUUAAAUUACUGGGAUCUCUUUGUAAUGGAUAUCUCCCGGCAAUGAGAAAACGUAUUGAUAUCUUCUCAACUGAAAGUCUGAAUUUGAUAUUUUCGAAUAUUGAAAGUAUUUGGAAGUUUCAACAAAGCUUUCUUGAUUCUCUCAAACGUGGCAUUGAAAUUGAUCGUAUUGCUCAGGUGUUUUUACGACAUCAAUCUGGAUUUUUGGUCUAUUCAACGUAUUGCAAUUCAUAUCCACGUGCACUUAUAGAGCUAGAGACUUAUUCACGCAGCAAGGAAGCUAAAGUCGUCUUAGAAAAUUGCCGACAAGCUGAAAAUCUUGCUGAGUUACCAUUGUCCGCCCAUUUACUUGCUCCAAUUCAAAGAAUUUGUCGUUAUCCACUCCAUUUGGCGGAAUUAAUUAAGAACUCCUUUAACAGUACCAAUGAGAACGGUGAUUCAAUCGAUGAAAUCGAUGCUAGUCUCUUGGAUAUUGUUGAUUCUAAAGAAAUGCUUGAUGCAGCUCUUAAGGCCAUGAAAAAAGUUACCGAGGCUGUUAAUGAAGGAAAACGUCAUAGUGAAAACUUAGCCCGCCAUCAGUCCAGCUUUGAAAAUUUCACUGGUCCACCCCUACAUUUCCAUAGCACUCGUUACUUUACCCAAAUCGAUGCAACUCGUGUCUCACCGAAUCUCUGGAACAAUACUUACACCCUGUUUCUUUUCGACCAUCAGCUGAUUUACUGUAAAAAGGACAUUCUCAAACGCAAUCACUUCAUCUACAAAGGUCGAAUAUUUUUAGACAAUUGUCGCAUCCUAAAUCUCCCUGAUGGAAAGAUUUUCGGUGCCACUGUGAAGAAUGCUCUACGUAUCUAUUGUGAAUCUCGAAAUAAAUGGUUUGACUUCAGUUUUCGAAGUGCAAACCGUAAGAAACGCUUCCUAAGUACCCUAGCGCUGGAGCGACAAUUUUGUGGAAAGAAUCUUUUCAUAUCGGAAUUGGCUGGCGAAGAGGAUGAUAAUUUGUCAGAUCGCGAAUAUCACAGCGACUAUGAGGCAAUGACGACGACAACUAUUCUAACACCAACCGGAGAGAAUCACUACAGCAGUGUGCAGUUAAAUUGGAAGGAGAAUAUCUACGAUGAAAAGUCUCCAGAAUCUCCAGCAAAACAACAAAAGUACAGUGACACUCUGCCAAAGAAAUCUCGACAAAUUAACUCGAAAGAAGGUUAUGAAUAUAAUACAGGCUCGCUGGGACGUCGUCGGAUAGGAAAUUGGUUUCGCAAGUCGAAGAGCACAAAUUCCACACCGAAUCAGUCCCCCACACACAAUCCGAGUGUGAUUAUAUUCAAUUCAGACAGUUCUUCGCAGAGUAGUCCGGCUUUGGGGAAAAAUAAAGCAAAAGACUCUUCAGGAUCAUCGUCCUGAAGGAAUAUGCGAUUGUAAAAAUAAAACAAAAAUAGAGUCGAACUCGAUUUUAGUCUACAAUUAUUAAUAAAACAAAAUAAC
Eupeodes corollae is the source of this 7764-nucleotide messenger RNA. RefSeq lists its product as uncharacterized. The record is from RefSeq and is a predicted model, not a curated record. The transcript is spliced from 16 exons. Gene Ontology annotation, cellular component: cytoplasm. Bases 244 to 7683 code for a protein of 2479 amino acids. Gene Ontology annotation, molecular function: protein binding; guanyl-nucleotide exchange factor activity. NCBI's taxonomy places the organism in Eukaryota, Metazoa, Arthropoda, Insecta, Diptera, Syrphidae.